AUGAAAAACGAACAACUUGGCAACGAAAUGAAUAAUAGUUUUGUCUCCUCAACCAUCUCAAAUGCGGUUUCCAAUUUGAGUUUCAAUUUCAACGGUACUAUCAUAUCUAUCGGUGCUAAUUAUACCGAAGAAAUUAUCCCUUAUAGAGAAAGGCCGGAGACUUACUUUGUUCCGAUACUGUUUCUAAUUAUAUUUGUAGUUGGUGUCGUUGGAAAUGGAACGCUGGUAGCUAUUUUCAUCAGACACAAGAACAUGAGGAAUGUGCCCAAUAUGUACAUUCUGUCUCUAGCCCUGGCAGAUCUACUGGUAAUCUUAACUAGUGUACCGUUCACAUCGAUCGUCUACACCAUGGAAUCAUGGCCCUGGGGAGAGUUGAUUUGCAAACUGUCUGAAUUCGCCAAGGACAUAUCCAUUGGAGUAUCAGUAUUUACUCUAACAGCUCUAUCUGCAGAUAGAUUUUUUGCUAUAGUUGAUCCACUGAAGAAGUUCCAUACGAGUAGUGGCGGCCGACGAGCGACACGCAUCACGAUCUGUAUCGCAGUCUCCAUAUGGAUAGUUGCCAUAAUCUGUGCUCUGCCUGCCGCUCUAGCCUCCCACAUAAAGGGAAUCCCCGAGGAGAAUUCCCAAUUUUUCGUGUGCUAUCCGUUUCCGCAUUGGCUGAACGACAGUUAUCCUCAAGUAAUGGUCGGCAGUAAAUUUCUCAUCUUGUACGUUAUACCGCUAACUAUCAUCGCUAUUUUUUACUUGAGCAUGGCCGCUUCUUUAAUUAUGAGCACCAGAAACGUGCCUGGAGAGAUGCAAGGCAUGCACAGACAGAUCAGAGCCAGAAAGAAAGUCGCAAUUACGGUAUUGGUUUUCGUUGCGAUGUUUGCGGUGUGCUUCGCUCCCCUGCACGCAUUCAUGCUCUUCUUUUACUUCCAUCCCAGGUCCCAGGAAUUAUACAACGCCUUCUGGCACUAUUUGCGAAUAGUUGGAUUUUGUCUGUGCUACAUCAACUCUUGCGCCAACCCCAUCGCUCUGUAUUUCGUUAGCGCCGCAUUUAGAAAGUACUUCAAUAAGUACUUGCUGUGCAAAAAGCUCAACAGAUCCAUGUCUCAUAGUUACCCGAACCAAAGAACGUCAAUGUCAUUGGUUUCGAUGAAGAGGAACCAAUCGAUGAUGAGCAGAAAAGAAAAAUCGAUAAAUCGCAGAUUGCAACCACUGAUAGUUCAGGAAACAUCUGUAAAUUUAUUGGGUAUGGGAAAUGAGCAAAUUUGCAUCAAUCUUUGA
Messenger RNA from Psylliodes chrysocephalus, 1269 nucleotides. Lineage: Eukaryota; Metazoa; Arthropoda; Insecta; Coleoptera; Chrysomelidae. The record is from the annotation of a GenBank genome assembly.